GUCCGGAGGUAGGGAGCGGUGUUUUUUUUUUUAUAUAAGUAAAUUUGGAUCAGCGCAACAGUGGCGGUCGCGUUCCAUUAGUUCCAAUUAAGUCGUUUCGCGCCCCUGCGGAGGUGCAGUACGCGACGUGUUUGUCGCGGCAACAGGACCAGUCGGCAGUCUACAGCAGUCGGCACGCGAACAUGGCCAACGAGAAAUCGCUUAAAGAGUCCCUGCUGGCCGCCUCGCCGUUCCUGAUCAAAGUCGUGGAAAUCAUACUGGGGUUGACUAGCAUCUGUCUGAUAAUCAGCCCGUACUCGUCGAGGCUGCACACCAGCACAGGUAGAGCGGGUUUCGUGUACUCGGCUCUAUCUGGCGCAGUCUUGGUCGACCUCCUCAUAGUGGUCAGCCAUUUCUUACAACAAAAGAUACCGAAAAAGCCGUGCUUAAUUGUGUCGUGCUGGUACGGCUUGAUGCUGGCCAUAGCCGCCGGCAUCAUAUUCUCGGACUGGAGAGCCCUCCAAUUCGCCCUACAGGUGCGUCCGUCCAAGAACAGAAUGGAUCUGAUGAUAUCCUCGGCGGUCACAGCCACGCUGACAUCCAUCACGUUUUUCGCCGACUUUGUGUUGACAUUCAGGUACGGAUGAAACCGCACACAAAAAGUAUACGAGUGACUAUCAAUACCUAUCUACAUCGUAUGCUCUCGUAUGCCACAGGAUAUAAUUUUGAAUCGGCUCUUAGAACAUGUUUCUUUUUCAUGAUAAUUAUUUUAUUGAUUAUCGAACGUCACAAAAAUUCACAGUUAUUCUUUAUAUCAUAAACACGGUUUUUCUCACGUUAAUUGCACUUUUUUUUAUAUAUAGUAAAUAAAUAAUAGAAUAUUAUUUUAAUAUUAAAUCCAGUAAUCUUACGGUUCACAGAUAGAUAAUACAUAAUAAUAUUAAUACAUUUUAUACAUUAGUAUGCAAAAAAUACAACUAGGGCUCGGUAGUUAAUGCACCAAUACUGCCUAAAAAUACACAUGCAUCAAAAUUAUUUUUAAAUUGUAACCAACUUUUUUAUUAUAAAACACAUGGAUACCUAGGUCCUAGGUAUUAGUAUACAAAGUUUUGCAUUAUUGUAUGUGUUUGUUAAGUACCCAGAUUUUAAGAAUUUUAAUUCAAAGCUACAAGAUUGUACCUAAUAGUACUCUCAGGCUAUGAUUCUAAUUUUUACUAAGUUAAUCCAGCUAUUUUUUGGCUAUUUAGCAUAAACUAAAAAUAUACAAUCUACUUCCUGGCCCUUGUGAUAACCCCAUUAUUAUAUCUAACAAGCAUAUAUUUAUAUAUUUUUUACACUUUAAGCUAUGUCAUAUAUGUUAACUAUAUUUUUAAGUGAUAUAUUAAUUUUUACUAACUAUUUAUACAAUUCAUAUUAUUAUAUAGGUAGUUUGGUAUUUGUAUCUUCAAUAAACAUAAAUUUAAUAUUAUGUAGAAUAUAGAUAGAGACCUACUUACAUACUAUAUGUUAUUUUUUGUUUUAAUAAAACAAUACCUCAGUAUACAUGUUUAAUUAAAAUUACAUAAACAUUUUUCUACUUAUUAAAUAGACAUAAUCAAUUUUAUUAUUAUUAAAAUAAAUUAUCAAUUUAAUAUCAAGUAUUUCAUAAACAUUUUUAUUACACAUAACGUCAUAAAGUAUUUAUAAUAAUCAAAAGUUAAAAAAAAAACAUAUAUUUAUACAUAUAUAUUUUCAUUAUACACAAAUAAUAUUAAUUCGUCAAAUAACACUUAAUAUAUAUUAUAUAUUAUACCAAUAUAAAUAUAUAAAAAAUAUUAUUUAUAAUGUUGAUAAAUUUAAUUAAAAAUUAAGGACUGAUUUUUGAAUAUAUUAAUCAUUUUAAUUACCUAUUUAAAUAAAGAUAAAAAUGAAUGUGUUAUGUAAAACCUAGAGGAACGUUUAAGUUUUAAGGUUACUAAGUGGAAUCAUUUGUUGGAAUGUUCUAUAGGUUAAUGGUUUUUACAAAUAUUUUAUAUGUUAAGAAUUUCUGUAAAAUGUAUUCAAUGAUUGUUAAAAAUUAUUUUUUAUAUUUUUGCACUGUA
Molecule: messenger RNA, 2060 nt
Organism: Rhopalosiphum padi (bird cherry-oat aphid)
Lineage: Eukaryota; Metazoa; Arthropoda; Insecta; Hemiptera; Aphididae
Exons: 3
Coding region: 183-626 (147 amino acids)
Biological process (GO): septate junction assembly
Source: RefSeq, a predicted model, not a curated record